AGAAUCCAUUGUCUCGGGCUGAAGGCCGCCGUGCAGUUCGAGGCUCAUCGUGAGGAGAAUAGGAAUACUUGAUUUCCAUAGCCCAUCUGAGUCGAAAACUUGAGAUGGAAGUCGAUACAAUCAUGAGUGACAGAAUGAGAAUGAAAAGAGCGCGAGCUGGUGCGUCGAACCUUCGAAAAGCUUGUAAUUGUAACUGUAACUACGCAGUGUGAAUGAAAAACCGCGCUCCUCCUGGCUAAUAUCAUUGAUUGAAAGACUAGCCCAGGAUAGAGUGUAGAGUUGUGAUGGAGAUUGUAGAGAUUUUCUGCUUAUCAAACUGGUUACUACGUUACAACGAAAACAAUUUUUACUAACACGGUCGCACCCCUAUAUAUAACUAUCGAAGAGGAAUAAGAACUUGAACUGUAUGAACUCUAACAAAAAACAACUUAUACUUCAGAGUGUAAUUCUUGUUAAUGAUAUUGUCGUAUAAAUAGAACAGCAAGAAGAUGUCCUUGGUGGAAGAAGAGAAGGGGAACAUGACGGAGGUAGUAGUCGCAGAAGAAGUCGACGAGGUUUCGUCGACGGCAGUGUUUAACACGCUGUUUCUCCCCACUGCUCUUCCGGCGCGACAUGAAGAUCCUGAAGGGAAUCGAAUUUUCGAGUUUUUGGAGGACUUUGCGAAGGAUCGCCUCACGGGGCGAGAAGCGUGGCACAAGAGCGCGGUCGAGAAUCGUGGCACAACUUAAGGCUAGAACCUUUUCAUCAACUCGCUUGACCUUUUCAUCAACCCUUUCCAAACAAUCAAGGGGAGCUACUUGAUUAACUGUAACUAAGGAGAAGGAGUUACAAUUAACAGAAAAUGAAAGAUUACUUCGUAUGUGGCUAGUGUUUUACAGAGCAAUCAAGGGGAGCUACUUUCAUCUUCAUCAGGCCACUCAGCCGUUACUAGCUCUAAAAGCCGCUGAGUGCAGACGCGAAAACUGUAGAGAAGUUUUUCAAGAACUUCGUGCACGUCGAGCGUGCUGAUGGAUUCAGCGCGGCGUUCCAUACGAAGACGCGGGGAGCAAAGUCGGGGGAAUGCCUUGGUUGUUGGAUCAGAAAACAGAACUGCGUGAUGGUGAUCCGGCGACGCGAAAGCAGGGCCGAAGUGAGCUUGUGGACAGCGCAAGGCAGCCGGAAGGAGUGCAUGCAGUACGAUCACCUUUUCGCUAAAGUCCCAGAGUACCAGUUCGACACCGCCUGGGCGAACGUGAGCAGCGCCACCUUCUCCCGACUAGUCGAAGAACUGCGGGCUGACGCUUUUCCGCGCGCCCAGCCACCGGCACAGGAAACGAAGGACGGAAGAGGCAGCAAAGUCAGGAAGCCCAAGUCGCAGAUCCCGUCAAUGGCCUAUGUCCGUGAUGUGCUCUUGGGGGGUGUCAUCGAGGCCGACGCAGCCUCGGUGGACAUAUUCCGAAAUCGUGGAACUGGUACUGUGACAAGUUCGGCACUUAUUUCUAGUGGGACGAGUUCUUCAUCAAGAAAGUGUGACAAUAAAGCAACAUCAUCAUCAACCAAGGAUCUCCUGUCGACAUCAUCGUGCACGGAGGACCGUCUGCAGAAUGGCCACCUGCGGAAAACGGUACACGACCACGUACGCAGAGACGACCAGAACGCAGACGACCCCGAACACUGGCAAAGAUCCCCAGCUUGGUUCGUUUUCCGCUCAGCACUCCACUUCGUCUGCGCCAGUCUGCUCAACAACAGUGUGCUAUACAAGGUGCUGCAGCAGUCCAUACUAUGCUACUGCUUGGAUAGCCAGGUGGAGCGUGCCUCCAGGCAGGUCGCCGCUUUUGUUAAGGCUAGAGAUAAUCCAUCUUUGAGAGUAUCCCUGAAAAGUAUGAGGGAGUAUUCUCGGGCAAUACUCCCCCAUACUUUUCAAGGAUACAGCAGAAAGAUGAAUUGCGGACAGCUCUAAUUUUGCCCGUCCGGAUGCAGCAGGAGCAGAUGAUGUGGCGAAGGCGCUUCGCUUGAGUUCUUUUUCAGAGGCUGUCGGAAAAAUCCAGCGAAGGCAAGUGAAGCUACGGGAGCUCGUAGAGCAGGCUGUCGCAGGAGGUUCUUCUGGUUCAAGGGAUCUUUCUGUCUUGCUCACGAUCGCAGACGCAUUCUCGAUGAAGUCCGUUACUGGAGGAAGUGUUUUUGUACACAAAGCGGAGGCGACGCGAACAGAGAAAAUUGCCGAUGGAAGCCGCAGUGUAGGAGUUGCUCUCACACGGGAGCAGGUGCGAGAGGAUCGCGAGCACAAGCUGACGAAUUCGGAGAGUACGCUAGUGCUGCUGGCAGACGCGGUAGCAGCACGGGGUGGCGAUACGGGAGACUCCGAGAACGCUCCGGAGGGCGCACAAGCUCAUUCGCUGAAGGUGUGGAGCAAAGACCGAGACCUAGGAGACCCUGAGAGCGUCUCGCAGGGAUUAGCGAGCCUGAGACUCGACCUUGAAAAUGUGAAGAGACUCGAGCCUCCGCAGCUCUGCGAAGUAUUUGCAAAUGUCGAAGACGCGGUCAUGAGCAUGUGGAAGCGUCGCGAUCGCGUAUACGUGUUUGACGGUGCUGAGAUGGUUCGCUUGCAGAAAGCAUACGCUGGGGCAGGCCUGCAGCACUCCAGCGGCUGCUUUCGCUCUCGCAGCCGAGUCGUUCUGAUGUCGUUGACAAUGUUCCUGCUGGUGGAUCGUCGAGCUUGCUUCUUAGAGAAGGUCGUCUCCCGGCAUGGGUUGCAGAUCCCGCCAGAUUUUUUACAUUGUCUUCUUCUUGAAACAGCAGAGCUGCGACUACAUUUGGAAGAGAUCGAGCACUACCUGGCAACUCGCCGUCCGUCGUGUCCAAACAGCGCGGAAACAGAAACUGCUGACGCAAUGGACGUGGACGGAGAGGCUGAGGAAUCACUCGUGCCAGAUCGCGACCCGGUUUUGCACUGCAAGAUCUCGGAGAAAUCGCUGGCGGUUUGCUUCGCCCGCCAGAGCGCGGAAAUGCAGGCAAAACUACGGAAAAUUCAGUCCGAUUGCGACGGCAUAACCGCGCGGAAGCGCCAUGAGCUGGACAGCCUCAAGGAAACGGCUAGAGCAUUAGUUGGAGAGGCUCAAAGAAAUAAUUGCACAUGCAGAUUCUACAUCAAGAAGAAUGGACAAAAUGGGCGGCGUAUGACGAGCUUACGCAAUUGCCUCCGGUGCCACGCUGAAGAAAAAAGAAGAAAUUUGUCAUUUCAACAGCACAUGAAACUGUUGCCGGAGGCAGACUUGAAGCGGCAGGCCAUUGUCUUCGACCUCAUGAAGCCAGAGCCAAUCGACUCGCUGGAGCGGAGCCUCGUCGUGUUUUCAAGAACCAUCUUGCACGCUGCAGAUGUCGACGCCCGUGACGUACUGCACACACAAUCUUUUCACUCUUGGAACGCUCACCCCGCUCUCCGCGACUACAAAACAGAUUCGCGUAAGAUUACCUGCGAAGAAGAGACUAGGUGCGUAAUUGGAACGACAACACCUCUCUCGCACAACGCGCAUCGCAUCCAUCCAGAUCACUGCUACAGCGUCAGCGUCGAGAACGAUGGAAACACGUGUCCCGGAGUCAAUAUUGGGAGGUAUUGAUGAUUGAAAUCCUUAAAAAGCUUAACUAUUGAUUGAAGAUUAAACUUGAAGGUUUAUUUCUUGCGAUUUCACAAACACAACUGCAAAUCAAAGACUAGGAUGAAAGUCUUAAUAAGAUAGAAAAUAUCUCAAGUCAUAUUUUUGAAAUCAGACGCAUGACCAACACCAUGAACAUCUGUAUGUAUGACAAACGACGCACCACUUCAGGGCGGGUACGCUUGGGAAGGUGGAAGCCGUGUCAAAGUGGGGUUGGAGUUCGCUUCUCUCGCUGAUGCAUGUCAAGUUUGAAACGAAGCGGUAUCCUCAGAAGGGAAAACUCUUGCUUGGGACCGUCCACAAGGAGAACGAAAUCAUCGCGAGCCAAAGCGAGGCCUUCGCGAGUACUACCGAUGCGUCCGAGACAGUGGAGCUCCGGGAGUACGUUGACUACGGGCUCUUGCGCGCUGGACACCACUUGCAACUUCCGCGAUUGAUCGAGGCAAUACACACACGGACGCUGGACUUCAACAACCGGGACGUGUAUUCGCUGGUGGUGGCUUCUUUGUGGCAAGUUUGUGCGCCAAUAAAGGGAGAGCAGUCCUCUCCGAUCACAGUAGACGCCGCAUUGCUGCAGACCUUGCCCUGGCGCGAGCCUACAGCGCUUCUCGGUGAUCCCGCCUUCGCGGCCGAUCUGCUGGCAGCUGCGCGGAGUUUGCUUGACGCCUGCAAGGAAAACUGGGACAAGCGCGUCACGCUGCUAAUCGUCAUCAGUAUUGCGCAGUUUGUUUUCGAGCACCUGCCAAAGACCAAUGUGAGCGGUGCAGGCGGCAGCUCGAGUUCAUCUUCCUCCAGUGCUUCUGACGCGAGCGAGGCGUGUAGGCUUGCUCUAACAAGUGCGCUUGCCUCUUGCGCCAGCCUUCUCAAGGAUUGUCGCGAGGUCGCACUUGCUUGGCUAGGAAAGCUUUGCGCUGCGGCAAACGAAUCUACCAACGACAGGGAGAUGCAGGCGCUGCGUACGAAGAUUUUGGAAGUAGCCGCUGCUGCAGCGCAAACCUUUGGUCCAACAGAGCUGCUUUUGCCACGCAAAUUCGACGACAGCAGGCUGCUCCAGCACUGGCACAGAAAAUGCGACGUCAGCGACUGGCUCUACGUCAGAGCACUCUACCGGGAUAACUUCUCUUCGGCGGCGCUUGAGAGCCCCUGGCUGAAACGACAGAUCCUCGCAGCGGAAGACGUCGCUCAGGCGAUCGGGAGAUACCUUCUGUGCUCCUGCCCAACUUCUUCGACGAAGAUCGCCAACGAAGCGCUAGAUAGGUUCUUGUGCCGCUAUUGGAGCGGCGCAGCCUGCUUAGAGAGCGGCUCGGCGAGAACGGAGUGGAAACACGUACCCGGCUCGGCGUGCUUCGAGACAAGACUUCUUGCUGACCCUGAUGAAAGCAAGAAGAAGGACAGACCACUUCUCCAAGUUGACUGCAUCACCGGAACCUUCCUCGUCAAUGGAGACCCGUGCUCACGACUGCCCGAUGAGAUUGUCGGUCACGCAGACUAUGCGCGGAUAUUCGGAAAAUCGAUCUUCAUCGUGCAGCCGAUCGGCAACCGAACCUACAAAACCUGCAUGCCGCUACAGGGUUCGUAUUUUCUCUUUCGCAGUCAGGGUGUCGGCCAGAAUCCGCUGAUCAUGGAGGAGCGCUUGGCACAUGAGCACAGUGAUCUGUCUUCAGGAAGCGAGUUAAUGGACGUUUCGGCCGAAAACAAAGAGCAUGGCAGUCUACACGAGUCUUUGCCGGUGUCGCCGAGCAGCAAGCGGUCCACCCGGUCCGUAUACGUGAGCCCAAGCACGUUUCAGUCCAAGGACUCGACGCGGGACCGCUACCAAGAUGACCUCCCAAGUGAACUAAUCUCAAACUACGGAAUUUGGCUUUCUGUAAGAGCAGAUGCGGCAGGACUACUAGACGAGGAAGGUGCCACAACUAAUACUAAUCCUGCGACUGAUGGUGCCAACGGUGUAGUUGAGGCUGCGAAGCCGCGUGUCUGGGAGCUGUCCUUCCGACCGGUGCACUAUGCUGACGCAGAAUUUCCGCUUCGGCGCGACUACGUGCUGAAUAGUGAAACGCGUUUUUUGCACGACAAUCGCUCUAAACGCGACUUGCUCGACUUGUACAGCACUAGUGUGACGCAGUUGCAUGAGCAAGUAUUUCGCCGUCUCGCGCCCUUGCAGCACAUGCACUGUUUCUGUACGAACGAGACCGAGGACAAGAAGAUUGCGAUGGUGCAGUUGCCACGAAUGCAGAACAUUCGGUUUUUUGUCAACGCUUUGCCGCCUUUGAAGUCGGCGGUGCUAGACGCGGCGUCCCCGAGCAUCGUAGGGUCGCCGUCGCGUAAAAGGCGACUGCUCCCGUCCGAGGAAGAGGAGGACAAACAGCGGCUCGACGAACCUAUGUCGCUAGGUGGAGUGGAAAACGACGAGGAUGAAGGCAUGAAUCCGUAUCCGGAGCGCGUCUGCUAUAACAAGAUUUUCUCCCCGGAGUUUCAAGAUUUCGUGAUCGUGGAGGAUCAAAACUACGGCACUAUGCGAGGUCUGAGUAGCGGUCUACUGCUGGCGCCGCCGGCUUGCGCGGACGGCGGAAAGCCGACCCAGAACAGACUACUCGUGGUUCCAUUUUCUACCGAUGUUAAGCGAGACGCUGAAGGCCGUGUUUGCAUUGGUAUCCACGACUUACUCGACCCAAGCUUCUUCGUCUUCUCUCUGCGUGAUGGCCUCGGCGACAUUCUUCCGCAGCAGGACACGCUGGCGACACUCUUUCUCGCGUUGUUGCACGGAAUCACGUCAGGAUUGACAUCAGAUGAAUUUCUUGGCUGCACCGGCGCGCAGCAAGCCUUGAAGUUGCUACGCAGCGGUCGCGCACGCGGAAACAUCGUGAAUUCGAUGCCAGGUUCUGACACCCAGGCAGAAACGCAGCUUAUCAAGUCAUUGACUACAAGGGUCGCUUUGCUCAAAAAGAUCGCAAGUUUGUCACUACCACGAAACGGCGGAGUGGACGGCUGCGCACUGCUGGAACAGAACUCCGCUGAUUGUCCGACGCGACAGCCACUUGAGCCCUUGAUGGCGAAUGGCCAGUACGCGUUCAUCGCGCAGGAAAUGCUUGAGGAGAUGUCCUUUGCUUUGGAGCUGUCCGGACGCCCGGCAUUGACGCUAGAAGUGGGUGACGGCGAGCAGCAGAAGAACAAAGGCGACAACUCACACUCAGUGAUGUUGACCUUCUACGGCGUCGAGCUCUGCAACGAACUUCGCGAGCUCGGAAAGGUGCUUCAGAAUCGCACGGCACUGCUGAGUUUGCGAGCAUUGCUGCGUUCGUACAAAAUAUACCCGGAGGCUCUUCGGCCAUCAGAGUCGGACAUGACGAAGUACGAGAAAAAGACGGACCCGCGCAGAGGAAUGCCUGUCAGCUUUUCAAAAUGGCUGCACACAGGCGACGGCGCCUUCAUUCUACCACCGGCGCACCAGCUUUCUGCUGAGCAACUGCAUUCAUUGAAUUGGCUGGACAGUCUAUUUCGCGACCCAUCCAAGCUGCGUGAUUAUCCACUGGCUUCGCUGAAGGCGCUUCUUUGCAGCGACAAAGUGGGGCAGAAGUUUUCGACGCUCGCGGGUCGACGAUUCACUAGCGCCACGGCUUCAAGCAAUGGCUGGGGGAUCUCGGGUGCCGGUGAGCUGCAGGAGGACCUCGGAAAGCUCUUUGCGCUUGCAAAGGCGAUGAUGACGACACCAGUCACUACAACUGGCGGCAGCUUCGACGAUGACGACGGGGGCGCAGACGAUGGCGGGCUGGGUUUUCCUCAGCCUGCAGGUGGACUGAACGAUCACGAUUCGGAUUCCGAGGACGUCCCUGGAAGCGUCCACUUCGGACACCUCUUUCUGGAUUUGUACGAAUUGGCGCGCUUUGCUUCGAUGCCGGGCAAUCGCAUGCAGCUGAACUCGGUUGCUCGCAGAGAGCAUAAAAACAAACUCCGUGCACUACUGGCGAUGCUGGCCCUCGAGUGUCCGGAGGCGAGCCGAACCCUGAUUCCGGUGCUUCUACUGAUCGUUCACUACAGGGAUUCGGUGGGCCUGGAAGCUGCGUUGCCGUACGAGAGGUUCAUCCGGCCGCACCUCGCAGCGUGGAAGGACGAAGCCGCCGAGUCCUGCGUGUCGCGGUAUUGCCGCGAAUUUCCGGAAGUAGAGCCACAGCGAAGGCCACGAGACCACUACGGCAUCGAACAAGAGAAUUGGGAGGACUUCCAGGCACGUCACGGCGCCUGGCUCGCACGAAAGGCGGCGCACCAGGCGCUGCGUCGAGAUCUAAUUCGCAUCCUCUGCAAUCGACUGCGCAAGGUUUUCUUAGAAGGCAUAUCCGUGAAUGCAGAUCGUGAUGUGGUGCCCGGCGCGUGGCGUGGUGAGCUGGACAACGCUGCAUACACACUACCAGUCGAGAAUCAUGCGCUUUUCAACUCGAAUCUUCGUGAUGAUUUCGCGGCCCAUGCCAACCGCAUAUUCUCCAACUGGCGAAAAGCAAAGGCGCUGCAGGACUGGCUCACUCGACUGCAGCCAAAGCUUAGCAUCAUUCGGAGCCAGAUACCCAAAGCUGACGCUAACAAGGGUCAGGGCAUCGUGUCCGGCAGCAGCAGUACUUUUCUCAACAACCACAAUGCGCAGACUGCGGCAACUCUACAGAGUCUGCUAGACGCAAGCGCACCAGCCAAACGAGACUGGGGCUCAAAACAGCAAAUCAUCAUCGCACGAUCUCGAACACUCACAGAUGCCGUCGUGAAGCGGGUAAUUCGCGGCUUACCGAACAUUCCCACUGGACCCAGGUUUUGCGAUCUACCGUUUGAUGAAAAGGACGCACCUGCGAUUCCGAAAGCAAAGCGACAGAGAGUAGACCAGCCGGAUUCUCUCACGGCCUUUGCAAGCAGCACUAGUCGUGAUGAGCGGGCAAGCAAGAACAAGAAGCAGAAAGCAUCUCCAAUCUCGGAUUUGCAACUAUCGUCGGUUGCUGGAGAAUACGCGGAAUUAAAUGCGCUUUUUGGCAAGGAGUUGGAAGAAAGUCUCUCACUUGCACAGGCGGAGCUUACCAGCAAAGACGAGGAUGAAACUCUUGAGCAGCAUGUUCCCGACACCCAAAAUGUGCUGGCGUACCUGCAGGAGCAGACGAAGCAAGCGGAGAGCGUCUUCAAACUCCACUGGAAAGCAGCACGGGACAGCCUUGGCGGCGUGCAAUAUCUGGAAGACACCUUUUCGCAGGACGCCCACACGGUGACCGAUCUGCUCAUGUCAGGGCUCGGGAAACACCGCUCCAGUGCAAGUUUGACAACGUUGAUUACCCGCUGCGGCCUGGCAUUGCGGGCUCUCCAGCGUGCAAAGCGGUGUUUAGAGAUGUUUCGAAAGAAGCAGCUGCAUCACCUGCGCAUCGAACUAGAGAAUGACCCUGCGCAGAGCUACGACGUGAAGAGGCAUCCGCUGUGGUUGGCGUUUGAAGUGGAAAAUGAUCUCUGCAUUCGCAAGCGGCAGGCGAAAGUCGCACAGGAGCUCGUAGAUGGGGAGACUAACCGACUUUUGCAGCUGGAUAUGGGGGAAGGCAAAACUGCUGUAAUUGUGCCCAUCUCGAUGCUGGCACUUGCAGAUCCGCAGUCUUCAUCCGGUUCGUGUCAUCCCAUUGUCCGGCUCACGGUGCUGUCCUCGCUUUUUCAGACCAACGCAUCGGACCUUCAGUUCAAACUAGGUGGAGUUCUGCAGUGCCGCAUCCUGCCGCAGUUGUGCCGCAGAGAUUUGAAGCUCAGAGCGGAGGUGCUACUGCGGUCCCUGGACAUGUACAAACAGGCGAGCAAAAACGGCGACGUGGUCAUCACCGUUCCUGAGUACCGGCUGACGGCUGAGAACAAAGCGUUGGAGGUCUCCGCGCCCAGCAGUGCGCACUUUGACGCUAGCGGCAUCGCGGCCGCGGCACUGCGCGAGCAGCAGCAAUUUUUCCACUCCCGCGGUCGCGAAAUUUUGGACGAAUCAGAUGAAAUCUUGAAGCAGCAACUCGUCUACUCCCUCGGUUCGCCACAAGACAUGGACGGCUCGUUGAUCCGCUACCAGCUCGCAUCUCUCGUUCUGUCAGUCGUGUCCCAGAAUGCGGCUGCCUUGCUGCAGAAGUACGGUCCUGACGUGAUCGAGGUAGAAGGCGCUAUUUCUGCGCGAGCGGGACCACGACAGCAGCAGCUGAUAGAACAUACGAUCAGAAGUCAUCAGCAUGAGUUUGCUGGAUUGCGAUUACUGGAGCACGCGUCGCAAGGUACAGUGUUCACGGACAUUCGCGAUCUGUGUGUCGACGCAUUGCUGGAGUCGCACCGACUGAAGCUCUCGCGCUCCGAAGCGACACAAUUGAAGCACUUCAUAGUGGACGGGCACUUGAAUGAGCACACGAAAGCAGCCUUUAAAGAUGAGUUUGACGAGAACACGCAGAAAAUCGCUCUGAUCAUGCGGGGGCUGUUGACGUUCGAGGUGCUACUGGUCGUUCUCCGAAAGCGGUGGCGAGUCGAAUACGGCGCACACCCGACGAGACCUACGUAUUCCCUCGCCGUGCCCUUUGUGGCCAAGGACGUUGCCUCCGAAAAAACGGAAUUUGCGCAUCCAGACACCUGUGUUCUGCUGACGCUCUGCAACUACUACAGAAGCGGUCUAUCCGAGAAGCAGUUCGAGGCGGUCUUUCGAAAGCUGGACACGCUGUCCUCAUCAGAGGCGGACGCGUUCUACGCAGGAUGCGCCGCGGAGAUCAACGGUGACCUGCUCACUGAAGAAGAUGCGAAGGUUCCCGCCUCGCGCACCGGAGUGAACCUUGAUGAUCGAGUUUUCGUUUCGACGGUGCUGUAUCCAAACUUCCGGCGUCACAUGCGGAUCGUGGACUUCUGGCUGCAGCGAAUGAUCUUUCCCGCGCAGGCCAAGCAGUUUCCGAAGAAGCUGGUUGCCACCGCUUGCGACUUGUGCAAAAGCUCGGAGCUCUGUCCAUCGUGGAAAAGCGUCACACAGGGCUUUUCGGGAACGGACGACACCAAGCACGUGCUGCCUGGUACCAUUGUGCAACGGAACAUGGAAGAGCUGAAGACUACCGCAGGAGUUCAGCUGUUGCGCUUCCUUCGUCCAGAAAACGACGGCUACCACGUGUUGCAACAGGAGACGUCAGGUGGUAGCCCAGCAGAACAGAUCCUGCAACUGGCAACAGAAGACCUGGAGGUAGUUGCUAUUUUGGAGAGCGGAGCGCUCAAUCUGCAAUGGACCAAUGAAACGAUGUGCCGCCACUGGCUCGAGCGUCGCCCCGACAAGGACUACGCGGUCUUCUACGACGCGGCGAACAAGAUUGUGGUCUUGAGCAGGCUUACUGGCUCCGUGACUCCAUUUAAACUUUCGCCGUGUGCCAACGACAUGAGCCGCGCCUUGCUCUAUCUCGAUGACGCACACUGUCGCGGAUCAGAUUUUCGACUCGUUCCGACCGCAAAAGCGCUGCUCACGUUGGGGAAAGGCGUGUGCAAGGAUAAGCUUCUGCAGACGGCGAUGCGCAUGAGGCAGCUAGGUGAGGGUCAGCGCAUCGCCUUCGUAGCCAGCCGUGAGGUCCACGCACAGGUAGUGCCCAUCAUGGAGGCGAGGAGCACUAGGGACGAUAGCAAGUCCGCUGCUAGUUGCAAGCGGCCUCCGCCUCGUAGCGUGUUGGAACAGGAGGCAGGGAAUGCAGAGGCUGAUAACGUACUUCAACUUCUACUACUUAACUCAUUUCAACAUGAAUAUCUUUAUCAAUAUUUAUACUAGAGUAGUUUAUAGAACGGAUGUAGGAUGGACUUGGAUGGAUCGGAUGGACCCCCCUGAUUCUUCCGGUCCUACAUGAAAUGGUGGGAAGUCCAUCCGUUCCAUCCGAUCCAUCCGAUCCAUCCCAUCCCGGAUCUGGCACCCCUAUAAACUGCUCUAUUAUACAUAAUUUACAUCUAAUAGAUACGUUAGAAUAACGACACCAGAGGUUCCAUGACAUGACUACAUGACAUGAAUGUUGAGAAUCAAUUCUUCUUUCAACACGGUUUUCUUCCUCUUCGAGAUCUUCGGCUAAAAUUGAAACGAUGUUAGCAAGAUUCUAGUAACUUGGCGUCGUCCAUCAUUGGUUUUGUUGAUGAAGAGCGUUCAUCUUUUCAUGUUCAUCUCGAGUUCUUAUGUAGAGUCUGCAUACCAUAAAAAUCGCAGGGUCCGUCGGAAGAGGAGGUCGUAGCCGCACGAGAAAAAGCCGAGGCACUGGAGAAUGUGAAGAAAACACUCGAGAAAUUCAGUCACAAGUUCUCUGAGGAACAGGAACAGGACCUGAAAAGAAGCUUAAAAGUGAUUGCGAGUGCCAAGAAGAGGAAUACGACAGUGAAGCGUGAAGAUCAAACUUCUGGACAAGCCUUGAGCAGUUGCUCGUGGUCUUCUAGUAGUACAGUUGUAGGAUCUGAAGUUUCAGGCACUACUAUGGAUCUGAAGUUUGCCCCUGCCGUGCUCGAGUGGAGUCUGCAAAACACGUACAAGCGGCUGGGGGAUCUGGUCCCCUCCUUCGCAGCGCAAAGCAGAUCGUCAUUGGUCAAAGCAGCUGCUUUUCGCAAGUUCGAGGAGGACACAGCUGUGCGUGUGGUCGCUGUUGAAGAGGCAGAAAUGGCAGAUGCGUCAAACUCGCUAGUUCCAGAGGGUGAUCAUGAAAUUAUGGACCGCUCGGCGUCUUGUGCGGAGGCCUUGCACAACCUUAAUCGACCUGACGAACAAGCAAGGCAACAGCAAGCGGCGAAGGUCUUGACAGAAGCGUGCAUAGAGAGCGAAGUGCUACCCUUAGAGGAUAUGUAUGGACACUCUCGUGGUCUGCAUGGACUACCGGACCUCGUUGCUCGCACAUUGCACAAGUUCCUCAAGAAUAAAGAACAAGAUCCGGAUGGUACUACUAUUUAGCGUUUCCUUUCGCUUUUUGUUUUACCUGCAGCUCCUCAUGCAGAUUUAUAAUUCCUUGCUUUGUAGAAGUUGAUGUUAUUUGCAGUCGUGUGUUGUUUUUACAUUCAUGAUGAUCAGAUUUAUAUUUUUGAAUGCGAAUAAAAACAAGCAGUACAACAUCGUUUCUUGAUGAAAAUAAAACUCAGACUUCUCACCUUGUAACUUCUUCAUCUUUUCUUGUUUUACAGCAAUGGAUGUUGACGAUGGGCAGCCAGCAGCUGUUGAUGCUGCAAGUGCAUUUAGCCGAAAGAUCUUGCAGCGUGUACAAGCUCUAGUCCCGCGCGUACGACGGUUUGCUGCAGGCUUGGAGGAGGAACAGGAGCGCGAACUUGAACAAGAGUUGGAAGAAGAAGUGCAGAAUUUCCGUCCACCAGCGGCUGCGGCGCGGCCGGAGAGUCAUCCAUCGGAAGGGCUUCUGAAUUUCCUCAAGCACCCAAUGCAGCCGAUUCCUGGCGGCCAGCACACGCCGCUUCUCCAGCUACGCAGCGCAGUAUCGGGCUGUGGUGAACUGACGGAGAAAUUGGCUGACGGGUUGUUCGCGUUUCAGAACAAUGGAGGCAACGCGACCUGGCGGGACGCGGUUUACGUGACGGAGAACUUCGCAAAGACAAUCUGCUCCAAUCCUGACACAACUGUUGACGGCACGUUUUACCUAAAACAGGUCCGAUGGCUGAUGUACCACGAGGAGCGGAACAUCGCAGUUUUGGUCUCCAAUUUUGAGGCUGAGUACUGCGCGAAGUACUUCGUGCGCGCCAGCAUUGCUCGAACCGGCCCGGUGAAGCUUUUGCCGUUCGUUCCGGUUGUGCGGCGCGGCCAAAAGCCAAGUGACGGAUUCGCGAACUCUUUCGCCGCUGGCUUGUUGUUCACAGACCUGCAGCGCGCGUUUGCUCCUGCCAUUCAUGUAAUCGCAGGCAGCAUUCACCUGGACCCGCUGAGCCAAAGCGCGAAGGAAGUUUUUCGCUACCUGUCGCUUGCUCCACGGUUCGACACAGGUUUAUCGGCAUUGGAAAAGAAGCAGUGGGAUGGUCUCUUCGAGCGUGGCUUGAUCGACAAGGAUGGCUUCGUUCGCGGUCCCACGGAACAACGGAAACGAAAGGAUUUGCAAUCGCGUGAGGAUUUACUCAAAAGCGUUGGAGUGUCCUCUAAGGCGUCCUCUGAGAGUCUGCGAGCUUCGGUCCUGCUAGCGCAGUCUCCGGUGCCGUUCUUGGUUCAUCUAUACACCAAGGGUCGACACCUAGAUCACGAACUGCGUUCGAGUCCGGUUGGACAAGCGCUGGGCUGCGGAGCCCUCUAAUCGCUUACCCUUUUGGGUGAUCUCUCGAAUCGAGACGACGUGCACGUGCACUCGUGCAGUUGUUCGAAAUACUGAACACGGAAGAAAAAGAAUGACUCCCAGAAAUAACCAUCGUUGUAUAUUAUGCCACGACCCGAGAUGAGUAACAAUUUUUACAUGAUCAAUUUGCAGAAAAUAUAUUAAUCGUUAUCGUCCACCUUUCUCGUCCACUAAGUAAUGUAGCUCAAUAUUAGCAGUCACUGUCACGUUCACUAUCUCUAUCAAUACGAAUACCACCACCAGUAUUUUCUGAGUACUUGUAUAAUUCCUUCCUCCCGAUAAAAAUAUGACUGGUGCUUCUAUGAGUUGUUUCCUCUCCUGCUUCCUCCUCCAGAACGAUCAUUUGUUACAACUUUCUCCUCUAAAAAUUUCAUCUUUGUAAUACCAGUUUCGAACCUCUAGACUUUCACAUCAUCGCAGUUCUUGGUACUCGAAGGUCUCCAAGCUUGUAGGGAAUUUUGAAAAACAUCAAAAACAAGUCUAGCGAUAGUAUGCUAGUGACAAACCUCAUGCUGAUUCAGUAGUGGUUCUUCUGUUAGAACAAGACUUUCAAGCACAACCGCGACUCUUGAGAAACUGGCAUCAUCUUUCUAAUUCUAUUUGCUGAGCUUAAUAUUUUUAUGUUGUUCUUGUUGGACUUGUUGAGUCUUUGUCUUCUGCAGCUGCUUCCGUCUGCUUCUACCCCAAUGCUACGGGCCUCGAGCUCGUCUCGAACACAUUUCAGACUCUUCGAGACUUUAUCAGAACACAACCUCUUUGAAGCAAAAGAGACUCAUUCCGUCUAGUAAGUGACUCCGUGUAGUCUAAGUACUAAACUCAUUCCGUGUAGUAAGAUGAUUACAGCUAAAAUAGAAGCAGAACUUGAUAUUGAAUGAAAAGCUUCAUUCUACUUAUUCCUGUCGACAUGGACAACAACAUGAUGGAGUAUUCUUGUUAUAUUUAUACAAUAUUUAUUUCGUAGACCAGCACAUCAUCAGUAAGUCUAAGUUAGUAUCUCUCGAGACCUUGCGCGAAGAUUCGGCAGCGGCGCCCUAUCAUAUCCUAUUCUAUUUGAGCUAUUUUUACAAAUCGAUAAUUUCUUCUGAUUCCUUGUGCUUCGACGCACGAUCGACGUUGUAGCUCCACAUGAUUAUACCUCGAGCUUUGAUUUUCUCAGAAGUGAAAAUACCGAAUUCGUGCGGUACAACUAGGCGAUUUAGAUCUUGUUCAUUAAGUGUGCUUAUGCCUGUGCUGAU
Molecule: messenger RNA, 15153 nt
Organism: Amoebophrya sp. A25
Lineage: Eukaryota; Dinophyceae; Syndiniales; Amoebophryaceae
Source: the annotation of a GenBank genome assembly